This is a messenger RNA of Oppiella nova, 475 nucleotides long. Lineage: Eukaryota; Metazoa; Arthropoda; Arachnida; Sarcoptiformes; Oppiidae. The record is from the annotation of a GenBank genome assembly.
UGUGUCUAAGACGAGAGUUGAUAAUAUUUUGAAUAUUAUUGUGUUUUGAAUUUAUAUAAACUAUCUUGAUACUUUAAUAAUGGGUGUGUGGAGUCAAAUACGAUUAGUAUAUUUCUGGCGGUUUCUUCCGAUAAUGGUCUAUCAAUUUAUGACUAAUUUCUUCGGAUUUAGACAUAAAGUAAAGACAGAUAAGAAACUGAAUGGACAGGUAGUUGUGGUGACCGGUGCUAACACUGGCAUCGGAAAGGAGACGGCGUAUCAAAUGACACUCAGGGAGGCCAAGGUAUACAUCGGGUGCCGGGAUGUGAAGAAGGGAGAGACUGCUGUCAAAGAGAUACAAUCAAUGAAUUCAAAGGCAGACAUAAAACUAUUAAAACUUGAUUUGUCUUCACUUCAAUCGGUCCGCCAUUUCGCCAAAGAGUUGUCUCAAUUGGAGUCCAAAGUGGAUAUCCUUAUCAAUAACGCAGGGGUUAUG